This is a messenger RNA of Aedes aegypti (yellow fever mosquito), 1265 nucleotides long. Its product is annotated as transmembrane emp24 domain-containing protein 7-like. The transcript is spliced from 4 exons. Bases 265 to 924 code for a protein of 219 amino acids. Gene Ontology annotation, biological process: endoplasmic reticulum to Golgi vesicle-mediated transport; Golgi organization; intracellular protein transport. Gene Ontology annotation, cellular component: endoplasmic reticulum-Golgi intermediate compartment; COPII-coated ER to Golgi transport vesicle; Golgi apparatus. The record is from RefSeq and is a predicted model, not a curated record. Lineage: Eukaryota; Metazoa; Arthropoda; Insecta; Diptera; Culicidae.
AUUGACAGACGUCAAACGCGUGUACGCGUAUCAAAGCAAAAGACGGGCAAAGUUUCAUCGAAGAGCUAGAAAAAAAGUGAUAAGAAAUUCUAAUUCUACGGAUUUGGUGAGAAUUAUUAGAAUAUACUGUUGUAUUUCCAAAGAAACUUCCCCUGUGGGACUCUUUCCCUUUCCAAUUGCGGACGAGCAGCAAAUAUUGCGGAGGCAUCGUUGUUUGAUGCAGUUUUGAUUGUUAAUCGAGAAAAAACUGUAGCCGCAAAAAGUAUGAGGAGCAAACGUCAAAAUCUGUUGGCCAGCGGAGUUUUCCUGCUGGCAUUUUUGGGCCACCGAAGCGCUGUGAAUAGCGUUGAGCUGACGUUCGAACUUCCCGACAAUGCCCGCGAGUGCUUUUUCGAGGAAAUCAAGAAAAACCAGACGGCUACUCUGGAGUUUCAGGUUGUAACCGGAGGGCAAUACGAUGUAGAUGUGCAGCUGGUCAGUCCUACGCAAGAAAUUCUCUACAAGCAAGUCAAAACACAGUUUGAUUCCCACCAGUUCACUGCUCAGGCCACUGGAGUCUAUGCCGCGUGUUUCAGCAAUGAGUUCUCCACAUUUUCACACAAGCUCAUCUACAUGGACUUCCAAGUGGGCGAUGAACAGCCCCUGCCGGGAGUUGACGAACACGCUACCGUGUUGACGCAGCUCGAGUCUUCGUCGCAAGAAAUUCACAAGAGUUUGAAUGCCAUCCUGGACUACCAGACUCAUCACCGAUUACGGGAAGCUCAGGGUCGCAAACGAGCGGAAGAUCUGAACGAACGUGUCCUCUGGUGGUCGCUGACGGAAACCGUUGCCAUUCUGGUGAUAGCUGUCGGGCAAGUCAUCGUGUUACGCAAUUUCUUCUCGGAGAAGAAACCCAGUCAGAUGAGCUACCAGCAGUUCAAGUGAAUCCAACUGAGUUUGAAAUAUUAAUCGUUUUUUAAAACUAAUCUUCAAACAGACUGUUUCAGUUUGCGUAGGUAUUUUCACAUUGUUUUCUUCGUCUCUCAAAACGACUAUUGCGUUUGCUCACACGCCACCGACACUAAUUAGAAAGAAGUCUCUUCUCUUCUCUCUUCUCUUGUUUUCUCAUCAACAACUUUUCCAAUGUGUGUUUGUAAUUAGCUAACGUGAAAAUGUGCAUAGAUUAUUACUUAAAAAUGUGUCACCGUUAAACAAGGCCACCCCGUAGCUAAGGGAAUAUGGAUAAAAAGAAAUAAAAUCGUGAUUACGAAAAUUAGUAAUUGUAA